This is a messenger RNA of Drosophila miranda, 437 nucleotides long. RefSeq names its product dynein regulatory complex protein 8-like. Bases 99 to 434 code for a protein of 111 amino acids. The transcript is spliced from 3 exons. The record is from RefSeq and is a predicted model, not a curated record. Lineage: Eukaryota; Metazoa; Arthropoda; Insecta; Diptera; Drosophilidae. Gene Ontology annotation, molecular function: calcium ion binding.
AUCGCCUUGGCAACAGCGACUGUUCCGCGAAUAUAUUGAUUAAUCCCUCAAUUUCCAGCAACUUUCAACAGUCGCAAGGGAAAUACCAAGUCUGCAACAUGGAUAUGGACAUGAACAAUGAUUUGGAGAAGCGGAUUUCGGAUGCCUUCUGUGUGUUUGACCAUCACGGCGACAAGUUCAUAGAUGUACGCGAGGUGGGCACGGUCCUCCGGCUGCUGGGCUGUGUGCCCACCGAGGUCAUCUCGGCCACCGAGUCGGAGGAGACCAGCGGUGAGGUGCAUUUGACCAAAUUUCUGCCACAUGUCUCGCAGUUGCUAAUAGAACGCAAAAUGGAGCCUGCACCGCCGGAGGAAAUCCUGCAGGCCUUCAAGAUCCUGGAUCCCGAGAACAAGAGCUAUCUCACCAAGGAGAGUACUACUUCAAGUUAUACUUGAAUC